GUUCCGUUUCACGCAUUGAGCGCAUAGAUCGCCUGAAAAUCUAUAGUUCAUAUAACAUAUAUUAUAGAUUUCCAAGCGACUAUGCGCUCUAUGCGUGAAACGGAACGCAACCUAAGUUAGGUAAAUUAGAUUAAAGAGCGAGACAGAUAUAUAUUUUUCCCUCUCUCUCGCAAGAGUUUGAAGAAACCACGGUUAUGUUAUAUCGCGACUCUUAUUAUAGAAUCUCUAUUCGGAAUUUAUCCGUUAUUUCUGUCGAUCAUUAAAUAUAAGUAAAAUUAAUAAUUCGAUAUUCGUGAGAAAAAUGAGUUUCAACAAAACCAAAGAAGUCAUAGAAGAGGGAGACGUUGUUAUUUUAUAUUUGAAUCCAAACAACAUGCAUUCUCUGGAAGUAAAGGCAAAAAUAUUUAGCAAAAAGGGAGAGUUCGUGGAUAAUGUGUUCCAGACUACAUAUGGCGCAUUGAAAGUCAUCUCGCUCGUCGGGCAAAAAUACGGUUCAAAAAUAGAGCUAACUAGAGGUUGGGCGUAUGUGUUACAACCAACACCAGAGCUCUGGACGACGACAUUGCCACAUAGAACACAGAUUAUUUAUAGUCCAGAUAUAAGUCUCAUUAUACAUUUAAUGGAGCUUAGACCAGGAAGUACAAUUAUCGAAACAGGCACUGGUAGUGGUUCAUUAUCACAUUCUCUAAUUCGAGUAAUACGUCCAAAUGGUCAUUUAUAUACUUUUGAUUUUCAUGAGCAGCGUGUGUCUAUUGCUAGCAUGGAAUUUGAUAGACAUGGACUGAGCGAUUUUGUAACUUUAAAAAAAAGGGAUGUUUGCUUAGAAGGAUUUGGAGACGGGCUGAAGCAUAAAGUUGAUGCAGUCUUUUUGGAUCUUCCACAUCCAUGGUUAGCUAUAGAACAUGCUACUGUUGCUUUAAAACAAACAGGAGGAAAACUGUGUUCUUUUUCUCCUUGCAUUGAGCAGGUUCAACGUACAUGUGCUAAACUUAUUGGUGAGGGAUACAUAGAAUUAAAUACAUAUGAAUGUUUGCAAAAAGAAAUGAAUGUUCAAUACAAAUCUUUGCCAAUAUUAGAUUUCGAGUGUUUGAAGUACAAGCAUAUAAAUGAGGAAAUGACUGAGAAGAAUGAAAGGAGAGAGGGAAAACAAGAAAAAAAACUCCUUACAAUCAUUCAUCCACAGUCAUUACCUGGACAUACAGGCUUUAUUACAAUUGCUACUCUUCCCCCUUCGAGUCUUCGUUAUGCACCAGAGUAAAAAAAAAGGAAUGAUUAAUCAUAUAAAGAUUCAGAUCAAGAUAAAGCAGACAACUGAAAAAUACAAAAAAAAAAAAAAAAAAAACUAGAACAA
Messenger RNA from Cataglyphis hispanica, 1351 nucleotides. RefSeq names its product tRNA (adenine(58)-N(1))-methyltransferase catalytic subunit TRMT61A (gene Trmt61). The coding region runs from base 302 to 1258 and encodes 318 amino acids. The record is from RefSeq and is a predicted model, not a curated record. Gene Ontology annotation, biological process: tRNA methylation. Lineage: Eukaryota; Metazoa; Arthropoda; Insecta; Hymenoptera; Formicidae. The transcript is spliced from 4 exons. Gene Ontology annotation, cellular component: tRNA (m1A) methyltransferase complex; nucleus.